This is a messenger RNA of Haliotis rufescens (red abalone), 1165 nucleotides long. RefSeq lists its product as uncharacterized. The record is from RefSeq and is a predicted model, not a curated record. Bases 155 to 955 code for a protein of 266 amino acids. NCBI's taxonomy places the organism in Eukaryota, Metazoa, Mollusca, Gastropoda, Lepetellida, Haliotidae. The transcript is spliced from 2 exons.
AAGAAUUACCGCAGUAAAUGGUGUUUUGCGAAAUUGUGGACUGUUUAUCCCAGUUCUGGUCGCUACAGACGCGCAUGUGGAGCCGGGAAUCAACUUACGCUCCUCGCCACACUUCAGCAAGCUCCAUGACAGCGCGUGCUACGUUUGCGUCUCCAUGGAAGCAGUUAUGAUGGCGGCUGUUCCGUGUUGCGCCAGUUGUGGUCAGAUUUUUUCCGUAAUGAAGCGAUGCGUUCGGUGUCAAGCAGUUUUCUACUGCUCACGGGCCUGUCAAAUUAAAGACUGGGGAGUUCACAAGUCCAACUGUUUGAAGAGGAUGGAUUCUGAGUGUUGUAGAUCUACAUCCUCAAGCUAUGGCCAUGAUAGAACAAGGAUGUUUACAGGUGAAAGUGACAAAGCCAAUAGUAGGAGUGCCACUGACACAUCUGCAUCACUGACCAGGUCAGAUGGGAACUCAGUACAUGCUGAUUUCCACACAGCUGAUGACAGACUGAUGGCAUCCAGUGCGCAGUCUGCCCCAGUCAGUGAUGACAGGGGUUUAUCUUACCUCCACAACAAUCUACAUCUUCAUGACGUACCAGUGUUUCAUGUGGACAAAGCUUACUGUGACAUAAAUGUGAAAGCAAACAAACAGAAGUUCAAGUUGCAGAUUCAGCACGACUGGACAGGACAAGAAAUACUGAAACUAUUUGCAUGUCAUGUACAUAUUCCUUUAGAAAGAAUGAAAGUAGUACACAGAGGUAAAAUAAUGACUGACGUGUUGAUCAGAGAAUAUAUAAACCCAAAGUCAGUGUUUCAAGUGUUUGGUGAGAAAUCAGCCGAUGAAACAGGACUUGACCAGAGAGAUAUUGUUAUCAUGAUGGCUCAGAUGAACAUUGACAGAAAUAGAGCCGUGCAAGCCCUGCAGACGAGAGGCAACCUAAUUGAUGCCAUCUUUGAGGCUUCUAACAAGAUUUGAAAAUAUGCUAACAAUUUAUGGCCAAUCAUAGGACAUAAUGUCAUAGAGACUAAUUAAGACAGGCACCUGAGACAUCCAAAAUGUUCUUAUUAUUUCUUUUUGGCUGUGCUCAUGCAUAACUAUCGAUCACCCUUAGUUAUGUUUCAAAUAUAUUUGUACCCAAACCAAUAUUUAUUAGAGAAAUUAAACAUAAUUUAUAUGAAAAUGAAA